GACAUAGAGACGUUCACCGACUUUUGUGAACGUUCGGCGACCGGCCGAACGCUGCUUGAACGAGUAAAGUUACGAUGACUUGAACUUCAGUUCACCUAUAGUUUCCCACGUACCUGCUUUAGUUACGCAACUUCUACGAACCGAAAAAAAUCGGAAGAGUAAAUUGGGGUCACUCCUGGCCCAGUUCCAUCGAACCACAGAAGCUGUUCCCGUGGGACUUCGCUACAUGGCUUCUUGAUGGGCGCAUCACUCUCAAACCAUGUAUAAACUCCGAAGUGUUUCAUGACCACCUUAUAGCGCCGGAGAUCUGGAUUCUAGCACGGCAUCCAACAUGGCACAACUCGAUCUGAAUAACACCUUCGGUGCGCUUUAUAUCGGUGCUACUAUUGGUGCAGUUUUUUUUGGUCUGAGCAAUGUCCAAGCGUUUCUUUACUUCCAGGCACACAAGGACUCGGGAGUCACAUUCUACAAACUUGCGGUAUGCUGGCUCUGGUUUCUCGAUGCCCUGCAUGUCGCUUUCGUUAAUCAUAUGAUAUACUAUUAUCUGAUCACCAACUAUGCGAAUCCGCUGGCGCUCAUUGAGAUGGUGUGGAGCUUUAAGGCGCUGAUACUCGUUGACGUACUCAUUGUGUUUAGCGUGCACCUUCUGUAUUUGCAGCGGAUAUGGAUAUUUAGCAAAGGGAAAAACGUGAGAAUUUUGCCAAUGCUCAUGACGGUUCCCGUCGUCUCUGCCUUCGGUGUUGCUAUCGUUCUGCUUUGUGCAGUAUUCAAGUGCCAUUAUUUUUCGGAUCUGGAGAACAUUCGGUGGACUCUCUACCUGAGUUUAACCACGGUCACUCUGGUUGACUUUCUCGUUGCUUCUUCAUUGUGUUAUCUCCUUGCCAUUUCCAAGACGGGGUUCACUAAAACAGAUAUGACCCUUCGGACGCUCACGAGAGACAUUAUCAAUACAGGAUGUUUGACAAGUAUGUGCUCGAUGGCGUGCAUCAUCACGGAUGCAGUAAUGCCGGACAACUUCAUCUACCUCGGAAUCGAGUUUCUACUGUCCAAAUUAUAUGUGAACUCCUAUAUGGCUCUAUUAAACGCGCGUUAUGAUCUAGGGUUCAAUGAAAGUGCAUACACCCCACAAAGCCGACCUCCACAUGUCUAUCACCCAAAGUUGCAGGUCAACAUUUCGCAGGACAGAUCUUCCCGAACCUCCGAAGCGGACAAGUUCCAGUUCUCUCACAGGGCUCGGGAGCACCCCACUUACUACCCUCCUGCCGUCGUCCGUUCCAGGGCAGCUGAUAGUGGGUAUAUGGCUUAACGAAGGAUCCAGAUGGGACUUGACCAUCCCAUGGAUGCGGUCAUAGAAAUGGAGUCGUUCUCGAUAUAAAAUGAGGUCAAGCCAACCUGUCGGCACCUCUUCCGCCCGGCGC
Suillus paluster is the source of this 1418-nucleotide messenger RNA. RefSeq lists its product as uncharacterized. The record is from RefSeq and is a predicted model, not a curated record. Bases 332 to 1306 code for a protein of 324 amino acids. The transcript is spliced from 18 exons. Lineage: Eukaryota; Fungi; Basidiomycota; Agaricomycetes; Boletales; Suillaceae.